This is a messenger RNA of Hypoxylon trugodes, 1088 nucleotides long. RefSeq lists its product as uncharacterized. The coding region runs from base 587 to 1057 and encodes 156 amino acids. The record is from RefSeq and is a predicted model, not a curated record. The transcript has a single exon. NCBI's taxonomy places the organism in Eukaryota, Fungi, Ascomycota, Sordariomycetes, Xylariales, Hypoxylaceae.
GCCAUUUAUAGAAUUCUGAAUCGGUUAUACCAUCGUCUCACAACCAGGCCUGUGUAUAUUCGUAUCGAUGAACGUGGCCUUGUAAGAGCUGUAAUAUCACACACAGCAAAAUUGCAGUUGGCCAGGAAGCAGAGUGCAAUGCCAUCGCUCGCCGAUAUACCAAGGCCACUCUUUUCUAUAGGUUGUCACAAAGAGAGCUCUCAUUGUCACAACGCAGACUUCAUCGAACGAGGUCGCAUCAACCCUAGGACUGACAUAGUGACAAUAGGCCAAGAAAAUUACCGCUAUGCCGUAAAAUAUAUCUUCAAUCGGGAACAGCGAAGAAGGGUUUGGAACGAAUUGAAGAUGAUGCAGUCUAUCAAGCGAUACCCACAUAUACUCUCACAUGUUCAUGCUGUAAAACACAAUCGCGAUUAUGAUCAUAUCCUUGGUAUAGCAACUAGAUAUAUCCAAGAGGGUAAUCUUGAGCAGUGUAGAAGACGAUCACCUCGGUUCUUCUUCAAAUUGAAGUAUCUCAAACAACUUACACAGACUAUAGACUAUCUCCAUCUCAAUCUAGGUAUGAUUCCACCCAUAGACUAAAACGAUGUUUGUAGUUCCGACGACUAACCUGAUCAUAGGCAUAACUCACGGCGAUAUCAAGCUAAGGAGGAUACUGUUCGAUGAUGUACCUGACAACAUGGUACUCUGUGGCUUUGACUACUCCUCACGAAUCUCGAGGCUUGGUAUAAUCAACGACAUGCGGAUGCUAGUUUGGGCCAUGUAUGAGUUGGUCACACAGGACGUAUGGCUCAGAGGUGGUCGUAGAAUCGCCCCAGACACACAUUUAAUAACGAGUAAAGAAGAUUGGGAAAUAGCCGGAACACUAAUGUGUAAUGUCGGGUUUCUUCGACGGUUUCUUCAGGAUUGGAUUAACAGGCGUAAUGAAGAUCUGGAUGCCCAGCCAACGAAUCCAGUUGAUAUAGAUUGGGAUCCAUUGAAUCCACCUUUGGAUCCAGCGAUGGUAAGAAGCCCCAUAUCCGGGGCAGUCAAAGUGAAUUGGGAGAGACCGGCAUAAGUUUGUUUAAAAAAAAAAUUUUAAAAAAAAA